AUGAACUUACUCACCAAUGACAAGCAAUUUGCUGCUCUUCACUUGCCUCCCAAAGCCCCAACCAGCAACAAAAACAAGUCCAGUGUCAAUGAAGGCCGUGAAAUUUUAUUUCAAGCAAGAAAUGUGUUGAAAACACACGACAAUCCUUCUCUGAUGUAUCUUGGGACACAACAUGUUCUUGGACCUUUAAAUUCCACAAACACUGUUGAGGAUGUCCAUGACUCAAGCUCCAAAUUGGAGGCUCAAAUGAAACGAAAGCAGGCAAACAGGGUUUAUUCUGCGAGAUAUCGACUCAGGAAGCAAGCGAAGGCACAAAAUUUGAAGAGCCAAGCUGAAGCCCUUGAAGGUGAAAUUUCAAUGUUUCAAUCUCAACUGCUUUACUGGAAAUCUGUCCAUGACAGAUUAGUUGAAGAAAAUGUUAUGAUGAGAGCACAGUGUGACACUGCUACUAAACUUAUUGCAGAAAAGGAAGUUAAGGCAAUGCUGAAAUUGCUGAGAAAAAGGAAGACAAUAUUGGAAUCAAAAUCAUGA
Sphenostylis stenocarpa is the source of this 531-nucleotide messenger RNA. The record is from the annotation of a GenBank genome assembly. Lineage: Eukaryota; Viridiplantae; Streptophyta; Magnoliopsida; Fabales; Fabaceae.